Drosophila arizonae is the source of this 1709-nucleotide messenger RNA. RefSeq names its product serine protease inhibitor 77Ba-like. Lineage: Eukaryota; Metazoa; Arthropoda; Insecta; Diptera; Drosophilidae. The record is from RefSeq and is a predicted model, not a curated record. Gene Ontology annotation, molecular function: serine-type endopeptidase inhibitor activity.
CGUAUAUAUAUAAACAUAUGUAUAUAUGCUUACUUAUUAUAUGUAUUUAGUGCGAGCUACACUGCAUUCCGGUUUUGGAUUAAUCAACAAAUCGACGACGACGACAAGGCGAAGGCGAAGACAAGGGAGACGUGUGGUGCGACGUCAGAGACUAUUUUAAAUUCAAAACAAGACAAAAAUCCCAAUCGAAAACGGAAAAAUUCGCAUAAAUUAAACUGUUCUCACAUCAUACUCGAGUUGCGAAUCAAUGCCGAAAUAAGAGACAUAUCAAUAUCAAUUCCUAAAAUAUCUGAGACGAACACAAAGGAAUCUCAAGAUGAAUGUCAUAGAUCGUGUCUGCCGCCUUCUAGCUACAGCCCUCUUGCUCUGCUCCAUUUCCUGGGCUCAACAGCGUCUCCCACAGCUUUCCGUUGGCUUCGAUCUGCAGCCGCUGACGCCGGCGGCAGCUUUUCAGUCUCAGAGCGGUCAGGAAUACGCUCUGCGCUCCAACUUCGAUGAGGAGACGCUGCGCAGCGUGGCGCAGAGCUCACAGCAGUUUGGACUCGACUUCCUGAAUCGCAUCUCCGUGGUGGUGGCCAAACGUAACGUCGACUUUAUGGUAUCUCCCUUCUCGGUCUGGUCGCUGCUGAUACUGCUGUACGAGGGCGCUGGCGGACAGACUUAUGAGCAGCUGCGUAAGGCGCUGCGCAUCAAUGUGGACGACGAGAAGCUGCGCGCCGUCUACCGUGUGUGGAGCAGCUUUCUCAACACCAACAGCUCCGCGAUUGAGGUGGCCUCCCUUCAGGCCUUGUACACGGACUCAAAGACACCGGUUAAGAGCACUUACAGAGAGGUUUCGAAAUCAUAUGGUGUGCAGCCCGCGGAGGUGGAUUUCUACAAUCGCGAGACAAUAUUCCUAAUCAAUGAUGCCACAAAUCGCUCUACCCGUGGCCUCAUACCCUAUGCGGUGUUGCCUCAGGAGAUUUAUGGCGCCAAGAUGUUUAUGCUUUCGUCGCUGUAUUUCAAGGGCCAAUGGAAGUACCCUUUCAAUGUAAGUGCCACGCGUCCGGAGCCCUUCUAUAAUGAGCAGGGACAAGUCGUUGGGCAGGUGUCGAUGAUGUCGCAGGAGGGCAACUUUGCCUAUGUCACCAACGUUGAAGGCUUGGAUGGCUACGUACUGGAGCUGCCGUAUGGCGAGCAGAAUCGUCUCUCCAUGAUUGUUGUGUUACCAAAGCGGGGCUUCAAGCUCAACGAUGUAACCAAAAACCUAAUGGACUUGGGUCUAUCACCAAUCUUGAGGCGUCUGGAGAACUUUGCCCGCAAUGCGGACGAGGACAAUGUGGUGGAAGUUUUGCUGCCCAAGUUUACAACAACGACGGACUUUAACCUAAGGCAACUACUGCAAGAGAUGGGCAUCCAGGAUCUGUUUGAUCAGAGUCGCUCAAAUCUGAGUCGCAUGGCCGAUGGCCUGUUCGCCAAGCUCUGUGUGCAUGCCACUAAAAUCAUUGUGGACGAGAAGGGAACCACAGCAGCGGCUGUCACUUCGGCCGUGCUGAGCAACAAGUCAUCGCCGCCAAAGUUUUACUUAAACCGGCCCUUCCUCUACAUGAUUGUGGAUAAGUCAACCAAUUUGCUGCUCUUCGCUGGCCAAGUGAGAAAUCCAAAAGCGGCUUAAGUCAAGUUAAUAUUUUCGUUUUAAUGACAUAACCUAAAUAAACUAUAAAUGCGAA